Messenger RNA from Erpetoichthys calabaricus (reedfish), 1150 nucleotides. Its product is annotated as CD276 antigen homolog. Gene Ontology annotation, biological process: positive regulation of T cell proliferation; T cell costimulation; cellular response to lipopolysaccharide. Gene Ontology annotation, cellular component: external side of plasma membrane. The record is from RefSeq and is a predicted model, not a curated record. The transcript is spliced from 5 exons. The coding region runs from base 473 to 1051 and encodes 192 amino acids. NCBI's taxonomy places the organism in Eukaryota, Metazoa, Chordata, Cladistia, Polypteriformes, Polypteridae.
UCGUGAUGUUGGGAUUAUAUGACUGACCUCAUACGUACUGCGGUCUACAAUUAUACUCUGCUGCAGAUAUUUGAUGUAUUGUUGGUAUUGCAUACUUUAGUUGGGCUGUAGUUUGAUACGACACGCACACACUUAAACGCGUUACCUACUGUAAUCCGCUGUGGUGUUUUACAAACCGUUAUUUCUAGAUAUUACAAAGGGCUACACGGGCCGUCAAUAUGCUUUGAUGACUUCUCGUAUUACUUUUCGUGUUCUUUUGGAAACGAAACCAGGCUAACAAUGAUUGUGUAACAAAGAAUCAUAAACCGUGAACAUAACGAUAAAAAUCUCCUUUUUGAUGAACUACCUAAAAAGACCGAAAGAAACGCACACAAAACUUAAUUUUUUCAGACGGCUAGUGAGUCAUCGAAACUAAUUCUCCACUUCAAGAAGUGAUUUUGUUUGUUCCUGUUAUUUUUAAUGAGCAUCUGAAAUGCGCCAUGUUUUAAUUGCCGCUUACUCCGGAAAAGACAGCGGACUACUCCUUGACUUGUUCAAAAUGCGAGCAAGACAUCUACAUAUAACCCUUUUAUUGGCGCUGAACAUAAUGCAAGUGCUAUCUGAAGACAUUGUUGGAAUUUCUGGAAACGAUGUGCUCCUCCCUUGUGUUUUCAGUGCACCAAAGCCACUAAAUGUGCAAACUGUCCAUUUUGCAUGGAAUAGGUUGCCAAAUAUUAACAUGCUUAUUUUCUCAUCUGGGAAAAGCGACAUAGCCCCUGGAUAUACAGACCGUAUUUCGUUAAACAAAGAACAAAUAGCUAAAGGAAAUUUUUCACUGGAGUUGUUAAAUAUCCAAAAAACAGAUGAAGGGAAUUAUAGGUGCUACCCACCUCCAGGUCAACCACCACAAGAUGUCAAGCUCACUGUUAAAGAACCUGAAGCUUCUCCUGUAGUCACUGAAAAAACCAAGAGUUCAGGAGAAGAACCUGGAAACACUGCUGUGAAUUUAAUUCCACAGAAAUAUGUUGCAUUCCUCAUUUCUUCAUCAUUUCUACUCCAUCUUGUGGGAUGAGUGUCAGACAUCAGAAGAUAAAGAAGACAACCUAGUUAGCAUUUUCAUAUACUAAAUCAUUUAGUUUAAUGUUUUUUGUUCAUUAAAUCAUAUAAUUUG